AUGGCAGGCGAAGCUGACCAUGACACUCUGGUCUUGCAGCUCUUGGAGUUUGUACCCAAUGCGACUCCGGAACAAGCCACCCAGUACCUUUCGGCCAACAACUGGGAUCUCGACGCUGCUGCUGCUUCCUUGUUGGCCGACGCCGACGAAGCUGAGGACGAUGCUACCACAGAGACCGGCCCCCCAUCCUCAUCCGCCGCACCCCCAAGCUACACCGGGCCACGAACACUCGACGGUCGGCCCGCCCCUACUUAUUCGAGCCCCUCAGCGAGCUCAGCUCCAAGAGCUCAACCCAAGAAGAAAGGCCUCGCCACAUUGAGCUCCUUGGGCGGCGGUGACCAUGCCCACGACGAUGAUGACAGUGACGAUGAUGACGAUGACGAUCACAGAGACACCUAUGCGGGUGGCGAGAAGAGCGGUCUGGCUCUGCAGGACCCCAAUUCAAACAAAUCAAACAACGAGCAGAUUCUUAAUGAUCUGCUAGCCAAGGCAAGAUCACAAGCACCUCGACCGGAAGCUUCCUCCCCUGGCGCUGGUCCGUCCGCGCCAGCUACUUUCCGAGGCACUGGUCAGACAUUGGGCGGCGAGGGCGUGGAGAGCCGAACGAUUCCCGAUCCUACUGGCGCCGUCCGGGGACCAACUCCCGCUACCAACGCCCCCGUUCAAGAGCGAACACUUCACCUCUGGCGCGAUGGCUUCAGCAUUGACGAUGGCGAACUGAGACGAUUCGACGACCCUGAGAAUGCCGACGCUCUUCGCAUGAUCCAGCAAGGUCGAGCGCCUGUUCACCUCAUGAAUGUGAGAUACGACGAGCCCCUUGACGUCAAGCUCCAACAGCACGACGAGAAUUUUAGACAGCUCCCCAAAAUUUACAAGCCUUUUGGUGGCGAGGGCAGAAGGUUGGGCAGCCCGGUCCCGGGUGAUAGCAGUGUUGCUGCCGCCUCCAUCGCAUCUGCAACAACGCCUACACCAGCUGUUUCUGUUCCAUCUUCAGCAGCUACUCCUGCAUCUGGCGCAUCUGCCAAUGUGGACACUUCCCAGCCUACCAUCAUGAUCAGAAUUCAAAUGCCAAAUGGCACCCGAUUACCGGCAAGGUUUAACACGACACAGACAGUAGACGACGUCUACCACUUCAUCACACAAUCGUCGCCUGAUCUGCGCUCCGGUGGCUGGGUCCUCGCAACCACGUUUCCCAACAAGGACCAUACGGACAAGUCGUUGGUCCUGGGAGAUAUGGCAGAGUUCAAGAAGGGCGGCACGGCAAUGGUCAAGAGAACAUAG
Truncatella angustata is the source of this 1281-nucleotide messenger RNA. RefSeq lists its product as uncharacterized. The coding region runs from base 1 to 1281 and encodes 426 amino acids. The record is from RefSeq and is a predicted model, not a curated record. Gene Ontology annotation, molecular function: ubiquitin binding. NCBI's taxonomy places the organism in Eukaryota, Fungi, Ascomycota, Sordariomycetes, Amphisphaeriales, Sporocadaceae. The transcript has 3 exons. Gene Ontology annotation, biological process: proteasome-mediated ubiquitin-dependent protein catabolic process; nuclear membrane reassembly; autophagosome assembly. Gene Ontology annotation, cellular component: nucleus; cytosol.